UGCGACCGCUCGUCGGCGCCUAAUCGCUCACGUAUCGGUCCAGUCGUCAGUGUCGCGCCUAUUUACCCCGCAGUGCUCAGUACGCAUAGGUCCACUGCGGCCGUAUUUAUUCUGCUCUCUAUCUGAUACUCUGCUCGUCGACUUGCUGCAUACUGCUAUGAGCCGCACUAACUUUGCUACUUCCUUUGCCCCCUAUCAACCGCCUCCGGACGACCCGUCCUAUGCAUCCUCGUCUAGACAAGCGUCUCGGCCAUGGCUUCCCAGCAUCUCUGCCAACAAUCCAUGUCGUACCAGUCCGGCGGUGUGCCAUCAUUCAACACAUCUCAAGCAGGCGGAGAGGACGUAGAGGCGGAAGCGGCGAGCAGCAUAUGGGAGACACGAUUCGGCAUGAGAGUCGAUAUGCUUGCGGCGUUCUCCUAUCUGCUCGGACCUAUAUCAGCACUACUUGUGCUCAUACUCGAGACGCACAAUGACUACGUGCGAUUCCACGCAUACCAGUCGGCCUUGCUCACGGGACCUCUACUCUUGCUGCGGAUAAUCGCCGCGUUGCUUCAAUUGCCCUCUAUACUGUGUACGUUCCUUACACUUCUGCUCGUAGUGUCUUGCCUUUACAUGAUUUGGCGGGCGUACAUCGAUGCUGCCCGGAACGGGCUUGUACGCUUCCAAAUACCACGGAUCGGACCACUGGCUGACCAAUGGGUAGCCGAAGAAUAGACAAGCCAGCCUACGUAGACGUUCAGCUCCGUGUUCGCGCAGAGUGCUGGAUCAAUCAAUAUUAUACGAAUAUGGACCCGAGGCAUUGCUGCUCAGCUACGUUCUGCAAUAUUGUUGGCC
Messenger RNA from Fomitopsis serialis, 834 nucleotides. RefSeq lists its product as uncharacterized. The transcript is spliced from 5 exons. Bases 253 to 714 code for a protein of 153 amino acids. The record is from RefSeq and is a predicted model, not a curated record. NCBI's taxonomy places the organism in Eukaryota, Fungi, Basidiomycota, Agaricomycetes, Polyporales, Fomitopsidaceae.